This is a messenger RNA of Acanthopagrus latus (yellowfin seabream), 2303 nucleotides long. RefSeq lists its product as uncharacterized. The record is from RefSeq and is a predicted model, not a curated record. NCBI's taxonomy places the organism in Eukaryota, Metazoa, Chordata, Actinopteri, Spariformes, Sparidae. The transcript has 16 exons. The coding region runs from base 361 to 1749 and encodes 462 amino acids. Gene Ontology annotation, molecular function: protein binding.
AUAGGAAUUAGGUAACGUAGUUAAAGUAGCCAACCCGCUAAAGUACGGGUUAGCUACUUUAACCAAUUCAUCAGGCAACAACACUUGCAAGCUGACCGCCAAUAUGGCCUACAGUGAGUCCUUGAAGGCAUCACAGCAUGUCUUGAAACAGAACAGCAGAUGUCACUACCGUCAAUAAACACGUCAUAUCGCGUUAUGUUUAUUUCAUUUCGAGACACAGGGGAGUGUCUCUUAGCACCGAUAGCUGUCUGAUGGAUGUCAAAGACCAGUCACAGUUUGUAAUCCCUCCCCCGUCUGCCCGUGCCAGGAAGCUGCGUGUGUCAAUAACGACAGUCUGUGCUCAUAGCUGUCCCUCCCAACAUGGCACCUAAAGACCCUCUGCUCGGCACUCUCAAAGUGUGUGUCCUGAAUCUGCUGUCAGAUGGAGAGAUGGUGACGGACGCCAACCCUCAUCUCGCCUCCUGCUGUGAACUCUUGGAACUGGUCCUCAGGAAGGGGCUCCAGCAGCCAGUCAUCAGUCUGGUACACAGAGACUACUGGCAGAGUUUUGAACAGCUUACUCACCAUGAUGCCUGUGGCAGAUUGUCUGCUCUGUCCCUGGCAGUGGAGCAGACCAGAGUUUGCAGAAAGCUGCUCUCAGCUCAGGGCAGAGGCCGCUACCUGCUCAGACUGGCCCUCAGCCGCAAAGCUCUGCCACAGUUCAUCUCACACCUGCUGCACACGCCCAGAGUCCUGGAGUGGUACAGCCCAGAAGUGUCAAUUCUCAGGAAUGAAGAGUUUGUGGAGCCUUUCAUGUCGCUGCUGCUGGUCCUCUCUCACAUGGAAUUUAAACUGAACAUGGAGAAUUGCAGUUUUCUUGAUGAGAGCUGGCUCCUACCGGUGUGUGAGACGUAUGAAGUAGUGCCCUGUCGGGAGGUAGGGAUGGUGUUGAGGUAUCUCAGUGGACGUGUCUUCGUCCUUGACCUGAUGCCUGGUGGUCAGGCUCACAUCGACAAGUUUAUCUGCCCUGGUGACAUUAUUGAUGAGAUCAAUGGAACGUCUCUCAGGAAUUCCAAGAAUGGACAGGCAGGUGUGGUUCUGUCUCGGCUGAAGGGCUGCCCACUGACCAUCAGUGUUCUGCGAUGGAGGGCUCAGGAUGGAACAGUGUAUCGGCCUCUCAUUAAAAGCCUGCGUGCCCUAAGGAUGGAAAACCCCAGCAUGCAAAUCGGUCCUGCUCCCUCCCAGCAGUCAGCUUCUAAGGACCAAAGAAGCUCUCUGUCACAGUGUCUCAAAGAGGGAAGGAUUGUUUACAUAGUGCAGUUCUUGGGAAAAACAAGCAUUGGAAUGUUUGGAGGCAAGGAGGUGCUGCAGCACGCCAUUCCACAAGUGUUGCAGAAAAACCAGCCAAGCAGGGAGGUGCUUUUAGACAUGAAGGAAACACAUUUGACUUGCACAGACAGCUGCAGUAAGCAGGAGCUGUUUAAGCAUCACUAUCCUGAGAUUUCAUGUGUUGGGAGAUUUGGUCAACCAGACUACACAAUAUUUGCAUUCUGUGUGGCAGACUCCCCAGACACCCCUCAGUCUACUGGCUUCUGCUGUGUUGCACUCCGGGCAAGCACCACCAAGGAGUGUGAAGAGAUUGUCUGUCGUAUUGGUGAGACAGCCAUGAGUUCAUACGAAUUGCUUGUCCCCAUCUUUAGCGAGCAAGCUUACAUUUAUGUGUUUGUUUUUACAGCAACCGGUUUCAAGCAUACCGAGUGGUUUGUAUGACAGCUCAACAGCGUUCAACUUAUUUGAAGUGGUUGUAAAUAAAGGCAAUUUCUGUGACAACAUACCCACUGCAAUACUGUCUGAAUAUCAAAUACAUUAAAAAAAACAAACAAAAACAAAAAAACAAAAAAAAACAAAAACAAACACAUGGGCAGAACACAAGGCUUUUCUACUCAUAAAGACUUUAAUAGAAAGACAUGUGACAACAUUUCCAUAAAUAGUAUUAAAUGUAGCUGCCAAGAUUUUAUGUUGAAAAACAUGUAAAAAGCAGUCCAGAAAAAUACAGAGGGGGCCAUGCUUCUUGCCACCAAGUGUUGAGUAUCAACUGAACCUGACACUGGUGAAACCUGAUGAGCAUGACAUGCUGGCAUUUUGUGGUAGAUGGUAGAUUGUUGAAGAAACCCUGGACCCCAUGGAAGAUGUGAAGAUUCAUCCUUGCUUCAUCCCCAGAAUUUGCCUGUUACCCACAAAAAAAACUUGAGGGGUGGCAUAAUGGCUGUAACAUGUAGUAAUGAUGACCCAUGAUGGAUACUCCUACUGCACAAUACUUCCAA